UCGCCGAGAUUUAGCUAUACUCAAGGUUCAUGCAACUGCUGCGGAGACUGAACAGCCGAAAUGGUGGGAGAAGAGUGCCCCAAAUAUGGUUGACAUCCACUCUGCAGAAGAAUUUUUAGAUUCUUUAAGUAAAGCUGGAGAUAGAUUAGUUAUUGUUGACUUUUAUGGUACAUGGUGUGCUUCUUGUCGAGCAUUGUUUCCCAAGCUUUGCAUGAUCGCUGAAGAACAACCGGAAAUACUUUUCUUAAAGGUGAAUUUUGAUGAGAACAAGUCAUUGUGCAAAAGCUUAAAUGUUAAAGUGCUUCCAUUUUUCCACCUCUAUAGAGGAGCCAAUGGCCUUGUGGAUUCUUUUUCUUGCUCUCUUGCCAAGCUCCAGAAAUUAAAGUAUGCAAUUGCAACAUACAGUCCAGAGAAUUUGCUAAAAGACAUAGAUGAUGAAAGUCACAACUUUGGUGGAAUAUCUGCAUCUCAUAACAACACGCCAUCUGGAUCUUCUUCUCCAGUGUAGAAUCUUGCUGCAAGGACUGUUUCGGUGAUAUGGCAUGGACUCCCAGCCAGCUUCUGUGAAUUGUCUGCAUCAUCAAACAAUCUAUCAUCUUGUAUUUCCCGAAUGUUUAAUUAUCAUCAGAUUUCAUAGUUUUACAGAAGAUGAGUGGCUUCUGGUUUGAGUUCUUUGUACAUAACUGUUCUUUACAGUGAAGUUGGCACUGUAAAUUUGAUCAUUCUUUCGUAAUUAUUUUCUUUUAAGACACAACUUCAUUUCUAUACUAUAUGAAAUCUGUCUAUAUUGUUUCAUAG
Messenger RNA from Cuscuta europaea, 798 nucleotides. The record is from the annotation of a GenBank genome assembly. NCBI's taxonomy places the organism in Eukaryota, Viridiplantae, Streptophyta, Magnoliopsida, Solanales, Convolvulaceae.